CCUGCGGCCCAAAAAUGUGAUCAAAAUAGGGUGUUUUCAAUGAUUUGGGAGAUCUCAACAGACCGUUGGAAAAACUUCAAUCAACGGUUGAUUGAAGUUUUUCCAACUGUCUGUUAGCUAUGUUUUCUUAUAAUUAUUGUUCUCUAUGCCUGAGGGGACAGAUAUUUUUGUAUCAGAAGAAAUGCAACAAUAUGUUACUUGCACAGCAAACGAUUAUUCAUUGUACUGUUGUAGUCUACCAAAAAAUGUGUUUUGAGACUAGUUUCAUGGAAAUUUCUGAAAUUGCGAAACCUUUCACAUGACAUAAGUUGGCAGUUUGUUUUUUAUUGGUCACGGAUACCAGAAGCACUUCUCUGUUUGUGUGCAUCGAUGCCUUUCGUUAGAAAGGGACUGUGAGAUUCGUUUCAAGUUACAAAAUACGUUUAUCAUUAGCCGUGAAUUAAUCCUUUAUUGGAAUAAAAACUAUAUUCAGGUGCCAUGAGGAGGGUGGAGAUAAUAUACAAUAUCCGUCAUGCCACUCAAGUCUCAGCGUACUUUCAGAUUUUAACCUCAUUAAAAGAAAUAUUUCCGUUUUAAAAGCAGGAUGCACACAUGAAGUGUACUGUACUAAAACACGGAUACCAUAAUGUGGUCAUAUACCAUUAAUGUUUCUUUAUUUUGAAAUGUGAUUGAAGAAGGCAUGGCAUUAUCUUUUUGAUCUGUUAAAGGUCAAAAAUUGAACUCUCUUUUUUGUUCAAAAUCAAUUAUUGUCCCGUAAAUGUGCAGUUCUCAGUACUAAAACGCUGUGAUAUCUUCCUCCUUUAAUCCCAUUUUUGUUCGUCCAUUAUAUUUUUUGUUUCAAAUAUAAACUGUUUCCGUCAUUUUUGAAUGUGAAGAGGCGUCUAAAUUUUUUGUUAUGUUUAUGUAUUGACAAGGAGCUUGUUAAUGCUGUAUGACUUUGACUUUACACAUUUCUUUUUUCAUUCAACACUUGUCAAAAAGUGGUCAUUAGAGAAUGCUUAACCAAGAGAGCAAGUUGUUAUUUGGAAACGACAUUUGUUGUUUAAUUGAUUUUUUAAAAUUGUCUCUUUUAAAAAGGUUAUUCAACUUCGUAUGACCUGAUAUUUUCAGACGUAAAAUUCAUAUUUAUUUCUUCAGCGAACAAUUGUUUAGCAAAUACCAAAUAUUGAUUAAACCAACGUUGAAAGUAAAUGUAACUCUAAAAAUGGCCACGCGGUUCAAAUUUUACAAUAAAUAGACGCAUGAUUAGCAAACAGAUGCUGGGAGAGAUCAAUUUUCGCUCUCUAGCCUUUGUAUUGAAAUUGAUGAACUUCGAGUUAACUAUUUAUUUAAAUGAAACCUUGAACCCAUUUCGCUGACCGAUUUUAGAUUGAGAACAUGUGGCCGCUUUGAUUGAUCGAAUGAUGCAAUUUUACAAAUAUUGCUCCUGAAAAUUUCAACGAAUCAAGAAACAGUUAUGGUUCACCAGCAGAAUAUAACACCAAAAUUGUCAAUUGAAGACGCCAUUGUGAAAUUAUGAUCAAUUAUUAUUGCUAAAGUUUGACCUUAAUUUGCCAUUUUGUGAGUAAAAUCUGGUCAGUUUUGACGAAUUCAUUAAAUUAUUGCCUAUUUUUUUGAAACACUGAGAUUUUUUGGGUUGUGCUGUGUUGACUAAUGGCGACAAAAAGACCGCAUGAUUCCGGCGAUAAGGAAAAAAGUGGUGCCGGAACGUCGGCAAGAUCCGAAAGCGAUGGAAGUGGCGACGAAGACAUUGAAAUGUCGGAUUCAGAUGCCGAAGGUUUCUCGUACAUAUCGGCUAAGCAGCGAAAAGAGUCGGAGCUUGAAGUUGCGAAGAAUAAAUACAAGAAGUUUUUAACUGGAGAUAGUAUUACUAGCGUACAUGGCAAUAGCAAAGCCAAUAAUGAUUCAGACGGUGGUACGAAUGAAGAACAAGUAGCGGAAAAAGAGAUUGAAAAGAUUGUGGUUCCGGUUGGCGGCAGUGCUCGUCGGAACGAGGCGAGUCUUCUGGACCAACACUCAGAAUUGAAAAGUAUGAAGAAAGAAUCAGAAAUGAGCGAAGCAGUGAAGCAACAAGACGAAGAGAAGCGUCUGUUGGAUUACGUGGCUGAGAAAACGGCGCUCAAGGCGGUACAGGAGAUCGCACGCAAUAUUUUGUACACAGACCCCAUCAAAACUACAUGGUCUUGUCCCAAAUGGCUGCAGGACAAAUACCCCUCCUACCACGACAGAGUGAGGAAAAAAAGGAAUAUCGAAGUUGAGGGCGAGGACUGUCCUCCUCCCAUCACCUGCUUCAAACAGAUGAAGUUGCCCAAGUGUAUUAUGAAGGCACUAGAGUCGAAGGAGAUCAAAGUGCCCACUGCUAUACAAGUUCAGGGACUACCUGCUGUACUAUCAGGUCGCGAUAUGAUCGGAAUAGCCCACACCGGAUCCGGAAAAUCUCUAGUUUUCACCCUCCCAGCAGUCCUUUUUGCCCUGGAGCAGGAACUGAAUCUACCUUUCGUGAGGGGAGAGGGACCCUACGCCCUCAUUGUGUGUCCCUCUAGGGAACUGGCCAGACAAUUGUAUGACCUGUGCAAGUUUCUAGCUGAAUCACUUGAACAAGCUGGUCACUCGAGGCUAAAUAUUGCACUAUGUAUUGGAGGAGAAAGUGUUCAGAAUCAGGUGAAGAAUCUGAAGUACUCUAUUCAUAUCUGUGUGGCCACUCCGGGCAGACUCAUGCACCUGUUGAAUGAGAGGAUCAUGAACCUACACACCUGCAGAUACCUCUGCUUAGACGAGGCAGACCGCAUGAUUGACAUGGGUUUCGAGGAGGACAUCAGGACGAUAUUCUCCUUCUUCAGGGGCCAGAGACAGACUUUACUGUUCAGCGCAACCAUGCCCAAGAAGAUCCAGAACUUCGCCAAGAGUGCACUCAUCAAGCCCAUCCUCAUCAAUGUCGGCAGGGCAGGUGCCGCAUGCCAGACUGUAUCACAGAGUCUGCUGUAUGUGCGAGAAGAUGCGAAACUGACUCUUGUGCUGGAGUGUCUGCAGCAGACGGCGCCUCCAGUGCUCGUCUUUGCAGAGAAGAAGCACGACGUGGACACGAUACACGAGUACCUUUUGCUCAAAGGUGUGAAGGCGGUGGCAAUACAUGGAAGUCUAGACCAGGAGGAGAGAUCGAGAGGAGUGGACCACUUCAGGGAGGGGCUGAAGGACGUUCUAGUGGCCACAGAUGUGGCCUCCAAGGGUCUGGAUUUCGACAACAUCCAACACGUGAUCAACUAUGACAUGCCAGAUGACAUCGAGAACUACGUGCACAGGAUAGGAAGAACGGGCAGGAAAGGGAAAUCGGGAUUGGCUACAACUUUCGUUAACAAAUCCACAUCACAAUCUGUGUUACUGGAUGUAAAACACCUAUUAGUCGAGGCGAAACAGCCCCUACCUCCCUUCCUGGAAGCUCUGGAAGACGAGCCCGGACUUUCUCUUAUAAGCGAUGAUGUCGCUGCUAACGCCCUCUCGUCUACGAAUCCAAACUCAACCUCAGCUACUCUUGGCUCCGCAGUGAAUGCCGACAAGGGCUGCACGUAUUGCGGUGGUCUUGGUCACAGAAUUUUGGCUUGUCCGAAGUUAGAGUCAAUGCAACAUAAGCAGGCUACCAAGGCAGGAAGUAAAGACUAUUUAGCACAGGGAUCCUCGGACUGGUAGUACAGAGUCUGAUUUCCGCCCGUGCGUGACUUGACGACCGAGUUAUCUGAUAAUCGUUUUAGCUUUAGUUAGGACGCUUUUUCAUUCUGAUACUUUACGAUGUGGUGUAUCGUCGACCUGAAUUUCAUUGUUGAUUUUUCAGUCUUAUUGAUUGUUGUUUUGAAGUCUUUAUUAGCUGAUAAAAGUCAAAAUGUUAAUUGAAAUAUUUAUAUUCA
Messenger RNA from Symsagittifera roscoffensis, 3899 nucleotides. Its product is annotated as probable ATP-dependent RNA helicase DDX41. Gene Ontology annotation, biological process: mRNA splicing, via spliceosome. The coding region runs from base 1654 to 3684 and encodes 676 amino acids. Gene Ontology annotation, molecular function: RNA helicase activity; ATP binding; RNA binding. Gene Ontology annotation, cellular component: spliceosomal complex. The transcript has 8 exons. The record is from RefSeq and is a predicted model, not a curated record. NCBI's taxonomy places the organism in Eukaryota, Metazoa, Xenacoelomorpha, Acoela, Convolutidae.